CCGUCCCUCACCCUCCGGCGUUGGUACUCCUGAUUUCCUCUGAGCAAGCAGGUUGGUGCGAGCAGCUCGCGCAAGAGGGAUAUUCUGUGUUUCAAGUUCUAUACCCGCCCGCAUCCUUGGCAUCUCUGGCAGAGGCCCUGGACGCGGCAGGAUCAUUUAUCACCACCCAUGCUGGCAACUGGGGCCUCAUCACCUAUGGGCUUCUCCAAGAUGAUGAGAUGACCAUACCGAAUCUUGUAAGAAAGGCUGAUGUCCGAAGACUCAAAGCGAUAGUGCAUUUCAGUCCCUUGUCGGAACAGGGCGGACCCCUCAUCGUCUAUGAUUUUGAACAAAAGUAUAUCCCGACGCUUGUUCAUCUAGCCACGGCACAGGAGAAACUGCAUGCUUCGUUAUCUUUGGUAACGCCCGAAACGCUUCCGUACUCACUAUCUCCUGCCGAUCAUUUCCCUGUUGUUAUCUAUUCAUAUCCUAUGAUUUCUGCAUCUCCACCAUUUCCAUUCAAAUCUCGAGCACCAUCUGUUGUAAAUACUGGAGAUGUUUUCUCCGUCGAUCCGUAUGUUCGAUCUGCGACCAGUCUCUCAUAUAGCCGCACUUUGGAACUAUUGCGGCGUCAACUGGGCCCCCACUUUGAUCUAGAAAGCCUCUGGGAAUCGCAUACCCAUUAUGAAUUUGUCGAAAGGGAUGCAAGAAAAACGAUGGCUACCAUGGUGAAAACGCCGUACGUGAACCACGUCCCAACAAUGACUGGUGGUAUCGGCUAUGAUGAUUUGGCCCGCUUUUAUAAACAUCAUUUCACCGGCAUUACUGUGACCCCUCCCGAUACAGAGAUUAUUACAGUCUCGAGAACGGUUGGUGCAGAUCGGAUUAUAGACGAGAUGAUCUUCAAGGCGACUCAUACAACCGAAAUUGACUAUUUCCUGCCUGGGGUUAAACCCACUGGGAAACCAAUUGAGAUUGCUUUGGUCGGCGUAGUGGCCUUCCGAGGAGACAAGCUGACUUUUGAACACAUAUAUUGGGACCAGGCAUCGGUCCUUGUCCAACUGGGCCUGCUCGACGCGACUGCGCUCCCUGUCGCUGGCGUUGAGGUUGCACACAAAGUACUCGACCCCUUCGGCCUGCCGAGCAACACUCUGCUCAAGAGAUGGAAAGAAAGUGAGGGCUUAAGCAUCGACUGAGGCAAUAUUUUGAGCUGCAAUGUACGAUUGUAUGGGGUGCUGCGCAGUGCGCGUUCCUUAGUUUCAGCAUUUUUUGGGGGAAUGUACGACUAGAGUCCGAAUGCGAAAUAUGAUUGACGAUUAGCAGGCC
This is a messenger RNA of Heterobasidion irregulare TC 32-1, 1305 nucleotides long. RefSeq lists its product as uncharacterized. The transcript is spliced from 13 exons. The record is from RefSeq and is a predicted model, not a curated record. Gene Ontology annotation, biological process: polyketide metabolic process. NCBI's taxonomy places the organism in Eukaryota, Fungi, Basidiomycota, Agaricomycetes, Russulales, Bondarzewiaceae. Bases 219 to 1175 code for a protein of 318 amino acids.